Molecule: messenger RNA, 800 nt
Organism: Xenopus laevis (African clawed frog)
Lineage: Eukaryota; Metazoa; Chordata; Amphibia; Anura; Pipidae
Gene: rpa3.S
Product: replication protein A3 S homeolog
Biological process (GO): nucleotide-excision repair; base-excision repair; mismatch repair
Cellular component (GO): DNA replication factor A complex; site of double-strand break; nuclear lumen
Molecular function (GO): single-stranded DNA binding; damaged DNA binding; DNA binding
Source: RefSeq, marked provisional
UUUACGAUGGCUGAUAUGUUCGAUGCUUCCAAGGUCCGCAUUAACAGCAGCAUGCUGGCUCAGAAUGUGGGCAGUCCCGUGUGCUUCGUUGGCCGGGUAGAUAAGGUUCACCCAACUGGGACAUCCAUUGUUCUAUCAGACGGGGCAGGCAAAAAUGCUACAGUUGAGUUUAAUGAACCGCUGGAGGAGGAGAUUUCUGGAAUUAUAGAAGUAAUUGGCAAAGUUACACCAAAAGCAACAAUCAUGGGAGUAUCUUAUUUCCCAUUUCGGGACGAUGUAAGCACUUUUGAUCUGGCCCUCUAUGAUGAAGCACUAAAAAUAAUCCAUGAAUUUCCUCAGUACUAUCCCUUUGGGCACAGUGCAAAUGAAUGAAGCAGAAUUAAAGACAAACUCAAGACUGAUAAAGACCUGUCUUUCUCCAAAAGCUCAGUGCAUGUUUCUGCAUGAACAUAACUUUGCGUCAACACAUCUAUGAAGAAAAUGAAGCUUGACCCUUUGUAAGCUAUAGUGCGUUAAGUAACUUGAGUACUUGUACCCCCUUAUUUGUAACUUUGUAUAAAUGCUUGCUUUGGAGUGGUCAACAAAUUGUUACAUAAGGAGACAGGGUGGAGCUUCAACUGUCAGAUCACUGAAUGUCUACUUGAGAUGUUAUUUCCAAUGUCAUUUCUGAAAUUUUUAUGAUGAUGUUUUCAUAGCCAACAUCAUAAUGUAUUGUAUUAAAUUUUUCUGAAUUGUACAUAUGUAUUUUCUUAGAAAAGCUUUUUUUUUUUUUUUUAAUAAAUGUGGCUCCUGGAGCAGUA